GACGCUGUGUCCGCGCCGCAGGCAAAGUGCCCGGGGACGACUGCCCGCUGGUGUGGGGACAGUGCUCGCAUUGCUUCCACAUGCACUGCAUCCUGAAGUGGCUGCACUCGCAGCAGGUGCAGCAGCACUGCCCCAUGUGCCGCCAGGAGUGGAAGUUCAAGGAGUGAUCCCCUCCGCCCCCGUCCGCCGCUCCUCUCCCGGCUCCGUGGGCGGAGAGCGGCGGUUUCCCUCGGGCUGUGCGGCGGGGGCGGGCGCGGCCAUAAAG
Messenger RNA from Lagopus leucura (white-tailed ptarmigan), 265 nucleotides. It is a transcript of the gene ANAPC11, whose product is annotated as anaphase promoting complex subunit 11. Lineage: Eukaryota; Metazoa; Chordata; Aves; Galliformes; Phasianidae. Gene Ontology annotation, biological process: protein ubiquitination; positive regulation of mitotic metaphase/anaphase transition; anaphase-promoting complex-dependent catabolic process. The record is from RefSeq and is a predicted model, not a curated record. The annotation marks the transcript as partial. The transcript has a single exon. Gene Ontology annotation, cellular component: anaphase-promoting complex; nucleus. Gene Ontology annotation, molecular function: ubiquitin protein ligase activity; cullin family protein binding; zinc ion binding.